Astrephomene gubernaculifera is the source of this 389-nucleotide messenger RNA. The record is from the annotation of a GenBank genome assembly. NCBI's taxonomy places the organism in Eukaryota, Viridiplantae, Chlorophyta, Chlorophyceae, Chlamydomonadales, Astrephomenaceae.
CGGAUCUGUUUCCCUGGAGUUGGGUGGCACCUCGGAUUCGGAUGAACCCGCGGCGGAGCAGCAGCCCGGGGGCGGCGGUCCGCAGCACGAGGAGCUCCGGAUCAACUGCCCGCAGGGUCUCAAGGAGCACAUUGUGCGCUUCCUGGACGCCCAGUCCCAACGCGACCCCGCAGCCAUGCCCACGUGGCAACUCACUCCGCAGCGGCCGCAGCGCCCAGGCGCCCCAGACCACCACUCCCACCACCCCCACGGCCUCACCAGCUGCUUACCGGCACUCCCGCAGCCGCACUCCCAGCCCCCAUUCGCCGCGGCUGCGUCCACCUCCGCCGCGGCGGCGGAAGCGGGUUACUCUGGAGGGGGCAAGGUAUCCGGGCACGAGCUCAUUUCCC